Messenger RNA from Anneissia japonica, 1360 nucleotides. RefSeq lists its product as uncharacterized. The record is from RefSeq and is a predicted model, not a curated record. The transcript is spliced from 4 exons. Lineage: Eukaryota; Metazoa; Echinodermata; Crinoidea; Comatulida; Comatulidae. The coding region runs from base 152 to 1105 and encodes 317 amino acids.
CUUCUGAAUAUUCAACAACUUGGUUUAGCUUCCUUCCCAUAAUGCUUUGAGGCACUAUAAAUACCAACGAUAUUUUGCUACACAGCGUCUUGUUCGCCCGAUAGUUAUCGUGAGUUUCGUUGGGUUUUCAUCGUAGACUACCGAUCUCUGAAUGACAAUGGGUGUUUCGAAAGAAAACGUGUACAUCAUAAGUACUGUUGUUAUGGCAGUCGUUACGGCUGUAGGUUUUGUGAUCGCUCAGCUAUCAGCUACUGGCGCCGGAGUUAAUCUUGGAUUAUUCAAAAACCUGACUGGAGACAUUUCAGAUUAUUUCCCAAUCGAAGCAACUCCAGCAGAUUGGACAUUCUCCAUUUGGGCAUUUAUCUUUUUCUUUGAGAUCGUAUGGGUUGCGUACGCUUUAUCGACAUUUUGUCGCUCAAACGAGGAAGGUCGUCUUUACACAGUUAUACCUGUGUUCCCACCUGAAUUUACCUUGGUGUACAGCCUCAACCAGGUGCUUCUGGUCGUUUGGUUGUUUCUCUUUGAUCGGAAGUUAAUCGGCUAUUCUUCCUUGGUUUUGUUAUUUAUUGUGGUGUCUUGCGCCAUUUGUCUUUGGGUCAAUUACAGACGAGUGGAAAAGUAUAAAUCAUAUAUGGAAAAGAACCUCAGGUUCGACUUAGUGGCUAAUCGCCUUCUUGUUCAAAAUGGCCUUUCAAUGUACACAACUUGGGCUUUCGUCGCGUCCUUUCUUAAUGGUGCCAUCGCUCUGACGUAUGGGGAAUCAACCCAAGUGGAUGGCAUGUUGGCGUCAACAAUACUGUAUGUUGUGAUCAUAAUAGCAACUACGAUAUACUUCGGACUAGACGUGACGUUCUGGGAAAAAUACACUCGCUAUACUUUCACACCCUACAUUGUCGUAAUAAUUGCCAGCCUCGGAAGUCUUAAUUUUGAGUUUGACUCUAACGCUGCCGACAUUUGCGAGUUGAUUGCACUUAUCUUAGGAUGCGUUUUUCUCAUCGGUAAAAUCUUCCGUACAAUUAUUCGUGCAAGAUAUUCGUCGAUUGAGUUAAACAGCCAGCAGCCAACGGAAUCGGAAUUUUAUUUGGUUGAUAAAGUUGACAAAUAAAUGUUCACAUUGAGCUUAGUUUUGCAUAUCAUGUAAGUUUGUUAAUGUUCGCAUGGGGCUCACCAUUUUGGUUUUUUUAAGAGGCUUCAGUGCGAAGCUUAUUCGAAAGCGGCGCUUAUUAUCGAGAGCGGAGCUUAUCAAAAAAUAUUGGCGUAUCGCUUUCUAUGCCCGAUAGCAUGUUACUUCACGUAUUUCCGUAGUUCAGUGGGCCUAUCAUAGGUCCUACGUCAUCGUAAAUAAAGGUUUAUAAGCCAG